AUGCGCGACGCCGUUCCAGCCUCGUCUCGUUCAGCCACCACGCUCACGUCCUCCAAGUCGUUCUCCACAGCAUCGUAUAGUAGCAUAACUGCGUCGCCGCUGCUCAAGCCCAGAUCAUAUUCCGGCGAUCAUGGCAGCAAGGCCACCACAGCAGUGUUUUUGACCAUAGCCGCCGUCCUGGCUUUGACUUUAGUUUGCGCCCUGUUUGUUCUCUGGCGGUGGAAUAGGCGCCGAAAAUCAAGCGCCGGGCUUGAACCGCCAAAGCAUAUUGAUGGGGUGAAGAGAAUAUCAUGGUUUCGGAAUGAAUGA
Messenger RNA from Uncinocarpus reesii 1704, 309 nucleotides. RefSeq lists its product as uncharacterized. The coding region runs from base 1 to 309 and encodes 102 amino acids. NCBI's taxonomy places the organism in Eukaryota, Fungi, Ascomycota, Eurotiomycetes, Onygenales, Onygenaceae. The record is from RefSeq and is a predicted model, not a curated record. The transcript has a single exon.